CCCAUCACCGACGGCGUGAUUGAAGGAGAACCCGACGAAAACUCCGUCAACGAGCUCGGUGACUUGAAUUGUCACGAGGGACAUGGUGUGGCUGUCGUGGUUGAUCGCUCAGUUAUGGUCGAAGAACGAUUGAACGACGACGAUGGACGUAGGUCGGAAAAAGGACAUCGGAGAUGGUCAGAUCCGCGACGGCGUGGAUCAAUCGGGCUCCGGGUCUGUUCACACAAUCGAGGGAGACGACGUAGGAGCCUUCGUCGUAGGGGCAUUCGGAAGUGACGAGGCAGCCGACGAGUGGGUAGAAGUGGGAGAGUGUGAGGGAGAGGGCAUGGUUCAACCCGCGGAGGAAUUCGACGAUGUGCAAGCCGGCGGAGGGUUUUUGGUAGAGAUGACCCUUCUGGAUGUAGUGGACGGAGAGCAUGAGGAGGUCCCAUGGAGGCAAGUGUAUUGGGCGUUUCAUUUCGUCAGCGGAAGGAAUGCUGCUGCAGGGCUGGAGGUUGUGUUCUGGUGGUGGUGAGGUUGGGUUGGGUAGGGAAUUGGGGUGUGUAAAAAAGAAAUUAGGUUUCUUAUUUUUUUUAUUUUUUAAUGAAUGUAAUAAUGAGGU
This is a messenger RNA of Linum trigynum, 601 nucleotides long. The record is from the annotation of a GenBank genome assembly. Lineage: Eukaryota; Viridiplantae; Streptophyta; Magnoliopsida; Malpighiales; Linaceae.